UGAGGCUUGUCUAUGGUGAGAGGCCAAUGGGCUGAACUUCCUCAGCCUGCAGAGCAGCAGGUUGGCUGCACUGAAUCAUGCUGCAUUGCUCUGCUGCUACUAGACAAACACACAGGAGAGAUUUUGAAGAGCAGAAGUCUGUCAGUUUGACCUAACACCACCCCAGAAGAGCCACUGACACUGCAGCUGGAAGUCAGUCAGAAUGAGACACAACUUGAUGUUUUAAGAUGCCAUUGGACUGAUAUCAGCAUUUGGAGUAAAAGUCGGAGAGCAUGAUGAGAGUUUUUCUUGCCAUUUAACCUCGCCAUCUUUGUGAAAUCCGUUUCCUCCACGUGGAAAACGCAUCAGACAGCCGCUGCUUCAACCAACACGAACAGUGUCCAUUUGAUUCCUUCUCUGACUCUCAUCCUGUGUGAGUGAGGAGGUCACCAUGGCAACUGUGCCACAGGGGAUUGUGGGAAAGCCAAGGUUUGGCCCUAGUGACUGUCUGAUCGCAAUGUUGAGGGCUUGCUCCAGAGAUUCGACUGAGGCGAUUCAAACAAGACUGAAAUGCAUGCUGCAAAUGUUUCUACAGCAUUACAGGGACGCCGAGGGAAAUGAGAAUACUAAAGAGUUGGCAGCAAAGUGCUGCUACGAGGCAGGGGUUUGGUAUCACAGAAUCUUGGAGAACCUGAUCAGUCAAGAGAGGAAAAGGCUGGGCUUCAGUGACAUCUCAGGCAUCUUGGAGCAUGAUCUUUUCCAGCGCUGUCUGGUGGCCUGUUGCUUGGAGAUCGCCGUAACCUCAAACAGCUUACCAUGUGACUUCCCACUGCUCCUUCAGAUCCUCAAACUGGCACCAUACCACUUUUGGAAGGUGAUUGAGCCUGUUUGGCGGGUCGGGUCCGGCUUGCCUCACUAUGUGGUCACACACCUCAUCCAAGUGGAAGAAAAGGUUUUGGAGAACUUGGCCUGGACCAGCGACUCACCACUGUGGGAUGAAAUCACACCCAACGAGGGCCAUAUGCCCACCUGCCAACAGGUAAUGCAUCCAAAUAGGCUCGAAGGUCCAAUGCAAACGGAUCCAGGUGUGCCGAGAGUGGAUGUCAGUUUGGGGAUGAACCGCUCAGCCAGGACAGAGCAGAAGCAUUCCCCAUCAGCUAUAAACAGACAAGAGAAAAGCAGCUCCCUCCAUCUGUUUGCUCGGAAGGUUUACAGCUUGAUGGCCAAGCGCCUAAGGGAGCUGUGUUCCACGCUGGAAAUAUCUGAUGAGCUGCGAUUAAAGAUCUGGACCUGCUUUGAGUAUUCCUUGGUCCACUGCUCUUGUCUAAUGGUAGACCGUCACCUGGACCAACUGCUCAUGUGUGCUAUCUACAUCAUAGCUAAGAUUACCAAGAUGGAGAUACCCUUCAAACAGAUAAUGAAAUUCUACAAGUCACAGCCACGUGCCAACAAAAGUGUCUGCAAAAACGUGCUGAUUUCAGAAAGGAUGGAGGAAAAUUCUGCCAUCAAUAAUGGAAAGCACAGCAGCACUAUCCUAACCCCCAACACACCAUCAACACAUUAUCCAAGACCUGGGCAGGAGGAGCGGGGCAAUCUCAUCCAUUUUUACAACCAGGUCUACACGACAAAGAUGCAGCAUUUUGCCAAACAGUUUGCUCAAACCUCAUUACGAGACACCCCUCCUUUGUCUCCAUACCCUCGACAGUGGAAAGCAUCGCCUCGCUGUUAUCAACUGUCGAACAGCCCGUCCAUCUCCAUUUCACCAUACAACACAGAAACCCCUUCCCCUCACAGAACUGGGCUCUGCUACUACUUCAAUUCAAGUCCCCCAGAGCUUCUGCGUGAGAUCAACAACAUGAUCAAAACGGGCAGGUCGCCAAACAUGCGAUGCUAUGCGGUAUCACUGGAUACAGAUGAGGAAGGAGACGGAUCCUCAGCCAAAAGGCUUCGUUUGGAUGGUCAGUCAGCCUGGCAGAGACGACUAAGGAAUGUAUUCAAUGAUCGCAUUACAAGAACGAAUCAGGACCAGGUCUAGCUUACUCCAGCUAACAUGCCCAACCCCCAAUCCGAUGGAAGUAAAGCACACAUUUGCUUUUUCUCAAAUUCUCUGUCAGCUCAAAGUACUAAAUUUCCGUUGCUUGGCUCUUUUGUUUGGAACCAUUUUUUCUGAUACCAUAAGUCAUGGUGUCAGUUAUUAGACUCUCUAAGAAGAGUCUAAUAACUGACACCAUAUUUGAAGGCCCUGUGUGAUUAACUUGAGGAUGUACUCAUUUGUUCUCACUAGACUGAUCUGUUUUUUAUGUUUGACUUACUUUUGGAAUUUUGAGGUCUGUGAAUAAGCCACGUUAUCCCCAGCACAAUAAUAGAAGACUGGUCAUCCUGGGUUGCUGCCUGAUGGAAGUGUCCUUCAUGAUAUUGUAUGAAUUUAAAGAAAGACAAGGCUACAAAGUGCCCAGUGAGUUUUUCUUAGAUAAAAAAAAGGACUUAGACAGGUCUUUAGCAACUAAAAGGCAGAUUAGUUAGUGUUUGUCUGCAUCCACAGGAAUUAAUAUUUACAGUAAUAUGAAAACAUAAAUGUAUCCACAAAUGCAUCCAAUAGAAAUCUGGGCGAAAAUUGUUUUUUUUUUCUGCACAAAUUUAACAAUUCUGUUAUCUUAGUUUCACGACUCUGUAUAAUUGUGUAUGUGACAAAUAAAGGUUGUUUGUUUUGUU
Molecule: messenger RNA, 2691 nt
Organism: Oreochromis niloticus (Nile tilapia)
Lineage: Eukaryota; Metazoa; Chordata; Actinopteri; Cichliformes; Cichlidae
Product: retinoblastoma-like protein 2
Exons: 15
Coding region: 431-2014 (527 amino acids)
Biological process (GO): regulation of transcription by RNA polymerase II; cell differentiation; negative regulation of G1/S transition of mitotic cell cycle
Cellular component (GO): nucleus; transcription regulator complex; chromatin
Molecular function (GO): RNA polymerase II transcription regulatory region sequence-specific DNA binding
Source: RefSeq, a predicted model, not a curated record